AUGUUAACAACAGAAUCACCAACCACAACAACUACCACUACAACAACUACUACUUCAUCACCAUCAUCUGAUAUCAGAGAUAAAUUCAUAUUUGGUAAUUUAGAAGUUAAAGUCAAAGAAGUUAAAGGAUGUCAAUUACACUUUUUGAAUGUCAAAUGUGAAUUAGCAUUAAAGAAAACUGAAAUUAAAACUAAACCAUUAGCUAACCAUACUUUCUUUGAUGUCUUUUCAUUCCGUGUUUCAGCAGCAACAAGUGAAUUAGAAAUUGAAGCAUGGAAAAAGAAUUUCUUAUUUAAAGAUAAGAUGACAGGUUCUUUAACUAUUCCAAUUAAUGAUUUAUUACAUGCUAAUGGUGAAGCUAAAUGGUACCCAUUAUCAAAUAAGAAACCAAGAAGUUCAAGAGUAAAGAAAGAGAAUAUUACCAAUAGUAACAAUAAAGAUAAUAAUACUGCAUCACCAAGUUCACCAGAUGAAGCACAAGAAAAAGGUGACGAAGAUCAACAUCAUUCAGCAGAUGAAAGCCCAGCCGAAGAAACCUCACCAACUACAGGUAGACCACGUUCAGUUUCUAUGCCAGCAAAGAAGGUUAAAGCAGCACCAGAGAUUUGUUUAGAGAUUAAAUUCGUUUUGAAUGAACCACCAAAGGAAGUACUCAAAGGUAUCGUAUUGGAUGGUGUAUGGAACUCUGAAAACAAUUUCGGUAGCUUAAUCAAUAAUCCACAUUGGAUCAAAUGCACUCAAUAUCUUUUAAGCAUCAAAGAUGAAAUUACACCAAUCACAUUGAAACUCAGACAACCAGAAGGCACCGAUCAAAGAUGUUCCUUCUUUGUCAUCAACUAUGAUCCAUUCUACAAUGGCAGUAAAAAGGUUAUAUUGGAUACCACCAAUGAUAUCAAAAAAGUUAGUAGUUUCAAUUCACCAAUCCCAGCAACCUCUGUCGAUUGUAAGAUCGAUUUAGAGCCAGGUCAAUAUUGUAUCAUCCCAUACGCCGAAAGUUUUGCUUUCUCUGGCACUUACAAAUUCAAUUUAGACUCUGAGAAAUUGGAUAACUGUGAAUUCUAUGCACUUCCAAAGAGUCAAGAACAAGCUUGGAAUGAAAUCACCGUCGAUGGUCUUUGGACCACCGCUACCAAUGGUGGUGGUGAUAUCAAUAUCUUGGGUUGGACAAAGAAUCCACAAUACUCUUUCACCUUGACAAAGAAAUCUAGAGCUUGUGUAUUACUCAGUCAAGAUGAUAAUGAUAAGAGUGUUGGUUUUUAUGUUAUCAAACAAUUGGAUGCUGGUAAACGUGCUAUCGAAUUCAGAGAACAAGUCGGUAAAACUGAAUCCUUCAAAUUCUCUUGUUCCACUGGUUGCACUUUAACCCUCGACGAAGGUACAUACAUUGUCAUUCCAUCAACUUAUGAUCAUGGUAUCGAAGGUGCUUUCCAUUUAACACUUUUCACCGAUGAUAAGAAUGCCACCUUCCAACCAUUAACAAACGCUUUCCAAGAGGUUGAACAAGUUAAAGGUACUUGGGUUGGUAAAUCUGCUGGUGGUUCUCCAAAUCAACCAACUUUCUUCAAUAAUCCACAAUUCCAUUUGAAAGUACCUGCCUCUGAUAAAGAUGAAGUCAUCGCCGUUCAAUUGAUUCAAGAUUCAACCAUUGCCGAUGAAGGUAUUGGUUUCAUUGUUUUAUCUCGUGAUUCUCAUUCUGAACCAUUGACUGCUCAAGAUUUCCAAAAUGAAAUGGUUUUCACUAAAACUUCAAAUUGGGAAAAGAGAAAUGAUAUCGUUUGUCGUCUUCAUGUUAAACCAGAAUCACCAAGAGAAUUCACUAUCAUUCCUUCAACUUUUGAUCCAAGUGUUAAUCGUUCAUUCAAACUUCAAGUUUAUUCUGAUGUUUCAAUUUCAUUAGAUGAAAUUGAACAAAAAGAUGAAUCCUCUGAUUCUGAACAAAAUGAUGAUUAA
This is a messenger RNA of Dictyostelium discoideum AX4, 1950 nucleotides long. It is a transcript of the gene cplA, whose product is annotated as calpain-like cysteine protease. Gene Ontology annotation, molecular function: calcium-dependent cysteine-type endopeptidase activity. The coding region runs from base 1 to 1950 and encodes 649 amino acids. Gene Ontology annotation, biological process: proteolysis. NCBI's taxonomy places the organism in Eukaryota, Evosea, Eumycetozoa, Dictyosteliales, Dictyosteliaceae. Gene Ontology annotation, cellular component: cytosol. The record is from RefSeq and is a predicted model, not a curated record. The transcript has 3 exons.